Brassica rapa (field mustard) is the source of this 1978-nucleotide messenger RNA. Its product is annotated as poly(ADP-ribose) glycohydrolase 1. Gene Ontology annotation, cellular component: cytoplasm; nucleus. Gene Ontology annotation, molecular function: poly(ADP-ribose) glycohydrolase activity. The record is from RefSeq and is a predicted model, not a curated record. Lineage: Eukaryota; Viridiplantae; Streptophyta; Magnoliopsida; Brassicales; Brassicaceae. Gene Ontology annotation, biological process: regulation of DNA repair; ATP generation from poly-ADP-D-ribose; carbohydrate metabolic process.
AGUAUGCAGACAUCCCUCGGUAUCAGUGAUAUGUUAUGUUCUAUGGUUUCUCUUGCAUUUAAAUUUUUGUGAAUAAUCAAAAAAAAAAAUCUUCUAUGAUUUUCAAUUGGAAUGCCAGGCUUAUUAUUGCCAUUGACUAAUUCAUCAGGGUGCUGAAAUUUAUAUGAAUAUUUUUUUUCCACAUAUCUUGAUCCGCAAGGAAGGAUAUAAUAAACUAAUUAAUACUUUUGUCAAAAGUGUUUGUUUAAUUACUCAUGCUGGUGAGCUGUAGAGACUUUUAUAUAUUUAUGUUGUGGCCUCAUCUUUCUGAGAGAAACCUGCAACUUCACCCUCUCAAGAAUCAAGAAAACAGAGCAAUGGAGAGAAGGGAAGAUCUUGAGACGAUUUUAGCCUACUUGCCGCUAGUGAUUCAGGAUUCUUCACUGUCUUGGCCGUCAUCGCACUUGGUGGAGGUUUUAGAAGCUUUGACCAAAGGACCGAGUCACAGCCGAGUUGACUCGGGACAAACUCUGUCUGAUAUCAUCUCUGACAUGAGACAAUCUCUCUCUUUGACUUCUCAUCUUUCUUAUUCAGCACUUCAAGGCUACGCUCUCUUCUUCGACGAGAAAAUGUCAAAAGAAGAAUCAAGCAGAUGGUUCAACGAGGCUUUGCCUGCAAUGGCUUGUCUUCUUCUGAGAUUCCCAUCUCUCUUGGAACUACACUAUCUAAAUUCAGAGAAUAUCAUCAAUGGAGUUGAAACCGGUCUUCGUGUCUUAGGCUCCAACAAAGCAGGCAUUGUGUUCCUCAGCCAGGAACUUAUAGGAGCCUUGCUUUCUUGUUCUUUCUUCUGUUUGUUUCCUGUCGAUGAUAGAAGCUCGAAUAGUCUUCCAAACAUCAAUUUCGACAAACUAUUCGGAAGCCUAAUCAGCACGGGACGAAACGAGCACCAAGAGAACAAGAUAAGGUGCAUAGCUCAUUACUUCCAGAGGAUAUCUUCAUGUAUCCCUCCUGGAUUCGUCUCAUUCGAACGGAAGAUUCUCUCUUUAGAACAAGAUCAUUCUGGCCUUGAAGCCUUUCCUGAUGAAGGCUUUUGGAGUACAUCUAAUGUCAAUCUCUGCCCUGUUGAGGUUCACACUUGUGGUUUGAUAGAGGAUCAAAGCGUUGAAGCUCUUGAAGUUGACUUCGCCAACAAGUAUUUAGGAGGCGGCGCUCUUCGCAAGGGAUGUGUCCAGGAAGAGAUUCGGUUCAUGAUAAAUCCGGAAUUGAUCGCUGGUAUGCUCUUCUUACCAGCCAUGGAAGUCUCUGAAGCAAUUGAAGUUGUUGGUGCCGAAAGAUUCUCUCACUACACAGGAUAUUCAUCUUCCUUUAGGUUCUCUGGUGAUUACGUAGACACAAAGGAAAGAGAUGUUUUCGGAAGGCGAAAAACAAGAAUCGUCGCCAUAGAUGCUCUGCGUCAUCCAGGAAUAUCCCAGUACAAACCUGAAUGCCUCCUCCGGGAGGCUAAUAAGGCUCUAUGUGGUUUCCUCCAUGUAUGCAAGAAGCAUUGCAUAGAUCAUGAAGGUGGUGUUGGUGUUGCUACAGGGAACUGGGGAUGUGGUGCUUACGGUGGAGAUGCUGAGGUCAAAUCUCUCCUUCAGUGGAUUGCUGUUUCUCAGGCAAGAAGGCCUUUCAUGUCUUAUUACACUUUUGGAUUUGAAGCACUUCAUAACCUAAAUCAGGUAACGGAAUUGGUUAUAUCUAAAGGAUGGAGGGUGGGAGAUGUAUGGAAGAAGCUGGUGGAGUAUUCGAACCAGAGAUUAAGAAGCAGCAAGAAAAGAAGAGAGCCUAAAGUUGGUUUGUUUGAUUGGCUUAUUUCUAGCAAUGCUGCUUAAUAGCAUUGGCCUCCCAACUUUUUUCUAAGCAACAAAAGAUAAAUUUGGUUUUUAGCAGUGUGUACCAUUUGUAUUUUCGAGUGACGUCUUUAUGAAAAUAAAUUGAAGUGAGAAGUAAUUAAAACUUG